UAAUAAAAUUUUAAAUAUCGCCAGUUAUAUUAUACGUAUUAUAUGCCAGUUUAAUGAUGCUUUUUUCGCACUUUUCAUUCAUAAUUUUAAAACAGAAACACGCGAUCCAAAAAACAAUAGUACUGUGAAUAUUUUAUUUAUGCAAGGUAACAAUGUAUCUCGAUCCAAUCGAAUGAAACUUGGAACGAUAGCGAAUUUGUCGUGCAAAUCGUCUUACAAAUUGCCUGUGAUGGGUGAUCCAGCAUUUCGUGCAAUCACUUGUCUCGAAGAUGGAUCAUGUGGACCAUCGUUUCUUCCAAUUUCCUCCAUAAUGCGGAAUACUCAUUUCACGAGGCAACACGCUGUUCGUGAACGGAUUCGACGCAGAAUUUGGAGUAUUUCCGUGGCACGUUGGUAUUUACAGAAGGAAAAAAGAGGAGCACGAGGAAAUUUGUGGAGGCGCUCUCACAUAAGCAACAAUUUAGUCGUAUCAGCCGCCCACUGUUUCUGCAACGAGGUUUACAACAAAGUGGAAGACAAAUCGAAGUACGCUGUGGGCAAACGUUAUCGCGAUUGGAACGCGGAGAAUUACGCGCAAAAAUCGAUGCUGGCCAAUAUCUCGUUGCCGAUGUUUAGGAGCGAAUUCUCCCUUCCCAAGACAUUGCCCUUCUCCUUUCGAGCCCUUUUUGGUAUCGAUCUUCAUGGAUAACUCUUGUUCGGUAAGGAAAUAUUGGAAAGGUAAGAUCAUUUUGUUAUUAAUAAUUAAUAAAUUAAUAAAGAAUGUAUUGGAAGAUUUCCAAACGUUUCAAUUUUAUAAUUCUGAAUUAUUUUAUCGUUAUUCUUCUACUGCAAUGUUAAAUAUUUAUAAACGAAUUUCUGAGUCGGAAUUUAGAAGUUUCCUGUUAUAAAAUAAGUAAAGUGUUUAAUUUUCUUUAAUUAAUUUAAGAUUUAUGAUUAAUUUCAGAAAAAAAAUUGUGAGUUAUUAUGAAUAGAAAAUCUAUUGUAAUAAAGUCGAAUGAAUGAAAUAUGUAUAUUUGUCUACUCUAUUAUGUUUGAGAAAUCAUCGUCUCAUUUUUCCACCGAGCUCUCCAAUUAGAAAUAUCGAAUGAUUGGACGCAACGUAUUACAUUGAUUAAUUUCAGCUGUCGCACAGCUGCAUCGUUGGAACGCUGCUUUCUCACCAGAUUUCCGGUCUUUUUACUUUCAUUUCCUUCUCCGUGACUGGUUUCAGCUGGCUAAUUAAGUCACGCCGGAUUAUAUUUCCGUAAUUAAUUCGCAGCGACGUUGUUCUAUCCCAGCAAUUAAUCUAUCCCUCCUCCUUUUUGAUAUUUCAAUUUUUUUUUAAUUUACAUUUUGCCAAGAGAAUGUCUCUCACAUUUGUGGAUAAUAAAUGAUAUUAACAUUGAUUUUCUAUUGCAGGUCUGGCUGAGCUAAAACGAUCGAGGAUCUUUCAAGCAGGAAAUCAUUUCAUCUAUUCCAUAUAGUCAAUGUCAAUCUGAUAAUUUUAAUUAAGGAUACAUUAUUUCUGACAAGUUCUGUGCUGCUCGAUUAAACAUAUAUGAAAUAAUUAAAAUAAAAAUUGGACAAAUCA
Apis cerana (Asiatic honeybee) is the source of this 1570-nucleotide messenger RNA. RefSeq lists its product as uncharacterized. The record is from RefSeq and is a predicted model, not a curated record. NCBI's taxonomy places the organism in Eukaryota, Metazoa, Arthropoda, Insecta, Hymenoptera, Apidae.